AACCAGUAAAAAAGAUAACAUUUCAAAAGUCAGCAAUAAAAAAAAAGUUGUCUUAACUACGAAUAGUAACCUUGCUUCAACUACGAAUAGUAACUCUACUCUAACUAUGAUCAGUAAUUCUGAGCCAAGUGUGAUGACUAAUCCUGAGACAAACUAUUGUGAAAAAGCUGGUCCAAGUGUUAAGAACAAUAAUGCAAAG
Dentiscutata erythropus is the source of this 199-nucleotide messenger RNA. The record is from the annotation of a GenBank genome assembly. NCBI's taxonomy places the organism in Eukaryota, Fungi, Glomeromycota, Glomeromycetes, Diversisporales, Gigasporaceae.